Molecule: messenger RNA, 1473 nt
Organism: Manduca sexta (tobacco hornworm)
Lineage: Eukaryota; Metazoa; Arthropoda; Insecta; Lepidoptera; Sphingidae
Product: glycerophosphodiester phosphodiesterase GDPD6
Exons: 2
Coding region: 299-1426 (375 amino acids)
Biological process (GO): lipid metabolic process
Cellular component (GO): periplasmic space
Molecular function (GO): glycerophosphodiester phosphodiesterase activity
Source: RefSeq, a predicted model, not a curated record
UCCCUAAGCUAUACAAUUACGGAUGCUCUCUGAAUCCUAUUAUUAUGGAGUUAAAUAGUAUUUGAAGUUGACGUUUGUAACAGUCUUAUUAACAUUACCUAUGUGGUAAUUAUUUUAAAAAAUACCAACUAAUUCAAGUAUUUUUAUACUCGCAAAUAAAGUGGCUUUUCUAUGUUUAACAAAUACCGCUGAAAAAGUAUAUACUUAAACGUGUUAUAUAAAUAGUGGGUUUAUUUUAUUUAUUCAUUUUAAAGUGUCCAAGCUCACAGAUUUCAUACGCCACUUUUAUAUAAGGAUAAUGAAUAACCGUUUGCUUGCAUUAUGGAUACUGCUGGGAGUAGUUUGUGCGGGAGGUAUAAGCGCUGUUUUGGCAUUCACCCUUACACGAAAUGGAAGCACUAACAUCGACUACGACGCUGACUUCUGCAAGCCGCUCGUCAUUGCACACCGAGGCGCCAGCGGAUACAUCCCAGAACACACCCUCGGCGCCUACGCACUCGCUAUAACAAUGGGAUCUGAUUACAUAGAGCCAGACGUAGUUAUGACACGAGAUGGACAAAUAAUCGCAAGACAUGACAACGAACUUGGACUGACCACCGACGUCGCCGACCACCCAGAGUUUGCAUCAAGAUAUCGCACACAAACUGUUGAUGGCCAAACAGUCAGUGGUUGGUUCACUGAAGACUUUACUCUUGCUGAAAUAAAAACAUUACGGGCUAUAGAACGUAUACCCAAUAUAAGAGCUGGCAACGCACGGAUGAACGGCGCUUUUGAGGUUCCAACUAUGCAAGAAAUUAUUGAUUUAGCCAAAGGCAUGGAAGUUAGUUACAAGCGUCGUAUCGGUAUUUAUCCUGAAAUCAAACAUCCCAGUCAUUUCCAACGCUUAGGAUUAGCUAUGGAACAACCCUUGGUUGAUAUACUUCACCGGAACGGAUAUCGUGGUCCUGAGGCACCUAUAUACAUCCAAUCGUUUGAAGUAAGCAAUCUGAAAGAACUUAGCAAUAUAACUGGCAUCAGGCUUAUACAAUUAUUUGGAAGCUCAAAGACUUCCCAACCUGUCGACCAGGCACUUCUUGGUACUGGUCUAACCUAUGGCGAUAUGGCCACUGCCCAAGGGCUACGCGAGAUCGCUACAUACGCUUAUGCUGCCGGUCCUGACAAGGGUUAUAUAAUACCUCGUGACCCCAACAAUAAACUUACUACUCCUACUUCAUUCGUGGAAGAUGCCCACGCAGCAGGUCUCAAAAUACAUCCGUACACAUUCCGCGCUGAAAACAUUUUCCUGCCUGCAGAAUUUCAGAGUAGUAAUUCCCCUUCCGAGUUUGGUGAUGCCGCAGGAGAAAUGAAAGCGUUUAUAGAUGCAGGAAUCGACGGUCUAUUUUCCGACCACCCUGACAUAUCGGUGCGAAUAAAAGGAACUUGUUGAUAUAAAAAUUCUAGAAAUACAAAUAUUUAUGUUAUAUCUUAUCUUAA